Molecule: messenger RNA, 1064 nt
Organism: Piliocolobus tephrosceles (Ugandan red Colobus)
Lineage: Eukaryota; Metazoa; Chordata; Mammalia; Primates; Cercopithecidae
Product: radial spoke head 14 homolog
Exons: 6
Coding region: 1-1017 (338 amino acids)
Molecular function (GO): protein binding
Source: RefSeq, a predicted model, not a curated record
AUGAAGGAGCAUGAGACCAGGAAGAACCCAGAGAAGACCAAUGUGGCCAGGACCGUGGCCAUUGCCCAUGCACAGAUGCCAGCUUGGGACAGUAGGAUCCGGGACAGUAAAUUAGACAGUUUAGCUGGGGAGGGCGGAAGAAAGAGGUGUCUGCUGGUGGCCAUCUCCCUGGGGGCUGUAGAUGGCUUUGCAGUGGUCAGUGGGCUGCAGGGCAAUGUACCUGCACCCCAGUGGUGCCAUGUGGAGCCCCCCUUCCCACAGAGCCCCAGGUCCCUUGAAGACCAGAGCCCAUGGCUUCCCAUCACCUUUAGUUGGGGCACAGCUCUUUUUGGUGCCAACUGGCAUGGGUGGGUGGGUGGCCAGCCCGCCCUCAGCGCCCUUUCCUGCCUUGUAGGGGCCCAAGAGAUCAUCAGCAAAGGUCUGAUCUCCGCGCUGGUGUGGAAGCUGCAGAUGGAGCGGGAGGAGGAGUUCCAGGAGCUCAUCCUGGACACACUGGUCCUCUGCCUGCGGGAGGAUGCCACCGAGGCCCUGGGCAGCAACGUGGUGCUUGUCCUGAAGCAGAAGCUCCUCAGUGUCAACGAGAACAUCCGCAGCAAGGCCGCUCAUGCGCUCCUUAAUGUCAGCAUAUCUCGAGAGGGCAAGAAACAGGUGUGUAAGUUUGACGUCAUCCCCAUCCUGGUGCAUCUACUGAAAGACCCGGUGGAGCACGUGAAGUCUUAUGCCGCCGGGGCCCUGAUGUUCGCCACAGUGAUCACUGAAGGGAAGUAUGCGGCCCUGGAGGCACAAGCCAUCAGCCCGCUCCUGGAGCUGCUGCACUCCCCCAUGACCGUGGCGCGCCUGAACGCCACCAAGGCCCUUACCAUGCUGGCAGAGGCCCCCGAGGGCCGCAAGGUCCUGCAGGGGCACGUGCCCACUUUCCGUGCUAUGGAGGUAGAGUCUUACGAAAAGCCUCAAGUGGCCGAAGCCUUACGGCGGGCAGCCCGGAUCGCCGUCAGUGUCAUCGAGUUCAAACCCUGAGCCCCUCAUCCACCUCUGUGUGUGAAUAAAUGCGCUUAGUCUCUUUA